AUGGGCUCCUUGGAAGAGGUGCUCCUGUAUGACAGCCCCAAGGCCCGGCAGGAGGUGGACCACCACUGGCAGGCCUCAGGAGGCCCCCACAUCGUGCGCAUCCUGGAUGUGUAUGAGAACAUGCAUCACAGCAAGCGCUGUCUCCUCAUCGUCAUGGAAUGCAUGGAAGGUGGUGAGCUAUUCAGCCGGAUUCAGGAGCGUGGCGACCAGGCUUUCACUGAGAGAGAAGCUGCAGGAAUCAUGCGGGAUAUUGGCACUGCCAUCCAGUUCCUGCACAGCCGGAACAUCGCCCACCGAGACGUCAAGCCUGAAAACCUGCUCUACACGUCCAAGGAGAAAGAUGCAGUACUCAAGCUCACUGACUUUGGCUUUGCCAAGGAGACCACCCAAAAUGCCCUGCAGACACCCUGCUACACUCCCUAUUAUGUGGCUCCUGAAGUCUUGGGUCCAGAGAAGUAUGACAAGUCGUGUGACAUGUGGUCCCUGGGCGUCAUCAUGUACAUCCUCCUGUGUGGCUUCCCGCCCUUCUACUCCAACACGGGUCAGGCCAUCUCCCCAGGGAUGAAGAGGAGGAUCCGCCUGGGCCAGUAUGGCUUCCCCAAUCCUGAGUGGUCGGAGGUUUCUGAGGAUGCCAAGCAGCUGAUCCGCCUCCUGCUGAAGACAGACCCCACAGAGAGGCUGACCAUCACACAGUUCAUGAACCAUCCCUGGAUCAAUCAAUCGAUGGUGGUGCCACAGACCCCACUUCACACGGCCCGAGUGCUUCAGGAGGAUAGAGACCACUGGGAUGAGGUCAAGGAGGAGAUGACCAGUGCCCUGGCAACCAUGCGUGUGGACUAUGACCAGGUGCAGAUCAAGGACCUGAAGACCUCUAACAAUCGACUGCUCAACAAGCGGAGAAAGAAGCAGGCAGGCAGCUCCUCAGCCUCACAGGGCUGCAACAACCAGUAGCUCAUGGGGCCUUGGAUGAGCUGGGCCUCUUGGUGUGGCGUAUAGAUCCGAGUGUGCUGUGGCCCUGACCCAGAGGGCCUGGGGUCAUUAUUUGUAACAAAAGGAUCGUUUUUUGUUGUGUUUUAAUUUGUCACUUGGAACAUCAGGAUGGGAGACCUUGACUCCAAACCUCAUUAGACAGGGCCCAGAGCCUGGGAGUUAGGGAGCCACCUGCCUCAGCUGCAGAGACUUUGGCCAGAGUGGCCCCAGUGAGACAUAGGUCUGUUCUGCGCUGGGACAUGGCCUUAGACUUCUAGGCUACUGGGGGUUGUGGCAGGCUUCCCUCCUCCCAUGGAGAUACCCCCUCUGUAGGGUAGGCAGAUGGGCCUGGCCUUGGGAAAGGCAUCUGGCCAUUGGUUGCUAUGGUGACCAGGGACUGAGUUGCUGUCUCUGAAUGCUGAGUAAGAGAGUAAGGGAGGGAGAAGGGCCAAUGGAGGGUCCACCUCUGCCUCCUUGGAGAGGUUUGUCUCCCUCACACUACUUGCCCCUCUCAGGAUUCCUCCCUCUGGUCUCCUCGAGGCACCAGGGUCAGUCUGCCUGCCUCGCUGGGGGGUCCAGCCCUAUCUUGCUGCAACCCCAUCCCACAGGCCCCUUGGAGCUCUCUCUCUGCAGAGUCCCUGGGCCUAGUGAUCCUGUUACUACCCCUUACCCAAAGAGUGGCUUCUCAUCUCAGGUGAGGGUGGGAGGUAUUUUUAACCCUUUUCUACUUUGGAAACUGUCACUGUGACAAAAGCCAGCACAGUUCUGCCCCCACCCGCUUACCGGAUCCCAGGCAGGAAAGCUUCUCUCUGUAACAGUUCAUCCUCCACCUUGUCCUGGUUGAUGGCAGGGACUGUCUCUUGGUGUAGUUUUUUGAGGGUGGAUGGCUGAGGACAGGACCAAGAGGCUUCCCGUUAAUCAGGAGUCUCUUUCUACACUCCAGGUCAGACCUGAGGCAGUAGAGGGCUGCUGAGUGAUGCUUAGAAGGUCUGGUUCUGGGUCCUGGCUUCAGCCUCAGUGGGACAAGAGAGGACCUUCCUUGCUGGUCCAGGUUUACCCAGGCCCACACUGCCCAGAGUAGCCUCAGGGUUCUCAGUGCCAGAUAUGGACCUGACAAGUGCCUGAUACACAUCCUGGUUCCUGACCCCUCUCUCUGGCUGGGAAGCCCUAGACCACAUCAGAUAGGAAAACACCACUGGGGUUUACAUCUAGAUAUUAAUAAACACCAUUCUGGCAU
Puma concolor (puma) is the source of this 2206-nucleotide messenger RNA. The record is from RefSeq and is a predicted model, not a curated record. NCBI's taxonomy places the organism in Eukaryota, Metazoa, Chordata, Mammalia, Carnivora, Felidae.